AUGUGGCGCAAAAUAAUUUGUCGCAAUAAAUCCAGCAAUAGCAAAAGCAAAUCUCAUGUGAUAUUAAUUUUAAUUUUGAUAGUUUGUUUUGAAAAGCCGAUAAAUUGUUUAACAUCGUUGAAUAAUAAUGGAUUAUUACCUGCUAAUAAUUUCAUUGAAAAAUGUGAACAACGAUGUAAACAUCAGUUCAAACGAAAUCAAAACUUUAAUUAA
Messenger RNA from Clunio marinus, 213 nucleotides. Lineage: Eukaryota; Metazoa; Arthropoda; Insecta; Diptera; Chironomidae. The record is from the annotation of a GenBank genome assembly.